Messenger RNA from Toxotes jaculatrix (banded archerfish), 728 nucleotides. RefSeq names its product transmembrane protein 238a (gene tmem238a). The coding region runs from base 157 to 471 and encodes 104 amino acids. The record is from RefSeq and is a predicted model, not a curated record. The transcript has 3 exons. Lineage: Eukaryota; Metazoa; Chordata; Actinopteri; Toxotidae.
CGGGGCGCAGGUAGGUGGAGACACCGAAGGUAAACGCGGAAGCAAGGAAAAGCUCAUCGGUUCAAACUUAAGGAAAAAACGUUAAAUCAGAGAUUUAUAUGCUGCCGAGCGAACAACAGUAACAGGGAAUCACUGUCUUUUCCUCCCAGUUUCACCAUGGGCCUGUGUGACAGCCUGUCCCACUGUAAACUGGCUCUGGCCUUCGCUGUGCUGAUGGAUUUACUGGGAGGAGCCGCUCUGCUGGUGGGAGUCUUUGCCCAUCUGGAAAUCGAAGGACAGGACUAUGGGGACUUGCUGGUCUAUACUGGAGCCCUGUUCGUGCUGAUGUCUCUGGGCGGAUGGGUGUUGUGGUACAGCGGGAACAUCGAGGGCCUGGCGUCCAGCAAGGAGCUGGGACACAUCGGCAGCGCUGUGGACCGACUCGCUCGCAACCUCAGCCGCAAGAUCCGCAGCUACAGGAGCCACCGCUGAGGAGGAAGCCUGGUUAUACGGCCUGUGUUUGUCAGUAUUAAUGUGAGAUACAAACUGUGUGCUACUAAAAACUCCAGUGUUACGAGCGUGUCAAGAGCAUUUCAACUGUAGGCGUGUCUGAUCUGUUACAAAAUCCGAAAACUCACCUGUUAAUGUUUUAUUGUGAGUAGUAUUUUUUACAUGUUAUAUGUUUGAGCAUGACUCACUGAAUACAGCCGUGGUCUUUUUAUGGAUUUCAAUAAAAGUCUUCUCAUGAA